Molecule: messenger RNA, 1374 nt
Organism: Rotaria sp. Silwood2
Lineage: Eukaryota; Metazoa; Rotifera; Eurotatoria; Philodinida; Philodinidae
Source: the annotation of a GenBank genome assembly
AUGUCUUCUUCUUCAUCAUCUCGUCGUUCAUCAACUUCUUCGACUAAUCCAAAAAUAUCCAAACUUCAAUUAAAUUCUAUUCAGAAUCUUCAAGCUGAAAAUGUAUGUCUCCGACAAGAAAUAAUUGCUCUACAAAAAAUUUUUUCAAUACCAAUUGAUGAAAAUCAUCGUUAUACACAUUUUCGUUAUCAAAUUUAUUCACUUGAAAAACAAGUUGCUUUACUAACACGUUUACUCGAUUGUAAAAGAGAAGCAGUAGCAACAUGUGAAACAAUUCUUUUAGAACUGAAUCAAUUUUUAGGAGAUCUCAAAGGUAAAAUUUCUCGUAAGGAACGUAUUGAUGAAAUACUCAUACAGACAUGGAUUGAUCGAAUUGAAAGUAAUCGAAAAAAAUCAUUCAAAUCAAUGCAGGAUCAUGCAAGUCUAUCGGAUAGUGAUACUCUAUAUGCACCUAAUAGUAUAAAAUUUAUUAAUCACGAGCCAAUUCAUCUUCUUGAUGUAUGUUCAGGAAAAAUCGAACAUCUUAAUUUGAAGAAUAUUGCUAAUUUAGAGAGUUCAUUAUAUAAUCUUCAUGCUGAUCUUCGCUCAUUUCAAAAUGAAUUACUUGAUCAAACAAAUCAUUCAAUUUUUCCUGAUCUUAAUAAAAAUUUAAUUAAAUGUUCACAAGAAUUAUCAAAUAAAAUAAAUAUUACAACUAAUGAACUUUUUUAUUUAUCAAUUCUUGUUCCAACCAGACAUCAAAAAUGUUUAUUUGCUCCUGAACAAAUAACAACAGAUCUAAUUUGUCAACGAAUUAAUUCUCAAUUUCGUUUAUCACCUAAUAUAAAACUUUAUUUACAAUCAAUCAUAGAUUCACUUAUAUGUUCAUUUAAUCAUGAAAUAAAUUUACUAAAAUUAGAAUUAAAUAUAAAAAAUAAACAAUUAUCAUUUUAUCGUCAUUCAUUAACUAAUAUUCAUUGUCAAUAUAUACAAAAUUUAAUUCAAAUUCUAUCAACUGGACAACAAUCAUUUAAUAAACAAUUACAAACACAUCUUUAUGAACCAUUAGUAAAUAUAAUAAAAGAAUUCAAUCGUAUGAAUAAUGAAAAAACAGAUAAUUCAUUAAAAUCAUUUUUAUUUACAUUUAAAAUUCAUAUUGAUCAAUUCAAUGAAAUUGUUCAUGAUCUUUAUCAACAAAUUACUGAUGGUUCAAAAGCUGUUGAUCAAUUAUUUAUUGAAACAAAUGAACAAAUGUGGAAUGAUAUUGAAAAACAACAAAAACAAUUACUUGAUGAUAUAUCAUCAAUAAAAAAAGAACAAAUUUUAACUGAUGAACAAUCAUUUGACAAACUUUCUCAUUUAUUACAAACUUUUCAUGUAGAAAAAAAAGUCUAA